UGGAACAUCAACCCGACGGUCCUCCCGGCACGGUUUGCUAAGAGGUCAGACGGGCCAAAGUGGACGCUUUCUUGAACCCGCCGGUGGGGCGUUCUUCUUCUCCGAUCGGAAAUAUCUAUAGCACGAUUCCUUUCCGGGAAGAUGGCAUUCUAAUUAAGACCGGAGCUUCUGCGGAGGAGGAGUUGGUCCUUUUCACCAUCUUCUUCUUAGCCUCUUGGUUUUCGCAGAAUGCCUACCUCGGACGAGCCCUACACGAGUCUCCCCACCAGCCAUUUGCUUGGCUCCGUCCCGAUAAUUGUAUUUCCAGGACUCUUCCCUGAACUUGCCGUGCAGAAGCAAGGAUAUUCCCAAGGGCUGCAGUUGAACCAGAUAACAAAUCUGCAAGUUAUGAAGUCCCAGAGGCAAAUAUGCAAAUAUUUCCACCUGCUAAUGGAGGUUUCCGAGGAAAUGAUCCUGGAACUUCAUAUGGUGGAGAUGAGUCUUCCGAAAGCAAAUGGAAGGGAGUCUUUAGCAUUUCGUCUUACACUCCAUACUUCGAUGUGGACACUGAUAUUGUCCUUGAUAGGAUUGCAAACUCAAUGCAUCCACUUCGCGGGAACUUCUUUAGGAGGAUUGAAACGAUCCCUGAUUUGUAUGGACCUGUCUGGAUAUCCACUACAUUGGUUUUCAUGCUUGCUGCAGUUGGAAAUUGUGCUACGUAUCUGAUGAAUAAAAAAUCCGACUCCUCAACAACAUGGAGCUUCGAUGUAAGCUACAUGAAUUGGGCAGCAUGUGCUAUUUAUGGAUACGUAAUCUUGCUCCCACUUGCAUUCUAUUUCCUGCUUCAGUACUUUGGGUUGACUUCAAGCUUAAUACGUCUUUGGUGUAUGUGGGGCUACUCUCUGUUUAUCUUUUUACCAGCUUGUAUUCUGUUGGUAAUUCCUGUUGAGUUUGUGAGAUGGAUCAUUAUCCUCCUUACUGGUGCCACGUCAGCUUGCUUUGUUACUCUGAAUAUAAGGUCGUAUAUUGAAGGAAACGACUUAACGCUGCUGGUUAUAAGUUCGCUGGUGUUACAGUUUGCCUUGGCUAUCUUUAUCAAAGUUUACUUUUUUGCGUAAGGGCAGAUACCUUUUGGUGCCUCCAGAGUGCUUCUUCAAGGAUUGGUCUUUGGUUGUUGUGUGAAGAAUGAGCUCUGGCUUGUAGUUUGAAUGGUGAAAAAUUACACUUGCAUGCAUGGAUAUAUGUCUUGUUACUCCAUGCUUGCUAACAGAAUUUUUGAAUCUUUGAUGUAUGUAGUUUUUCAGACUCUGUAUCCUACAUGGCAGACAAACUGACCAUAUGCUACUCUUUUGAAAUGCCUAUAAAUAUGUUCAUGACGUACCUCUAAUCUAA
Messenger RNA from Nymphaea colorata (pocket water lily), 1371 nucleotides. RefSeq lists its product as uncharacterized. Bases 408 to 1097 code for a protein of 229 amino acids. Gene Ontology annotation, cellular component: membrane; Golgi apparatus. Gene Ontology annotation, molecular function: small GTPase binding. Lineage: Eukaryota; Viridiplantae; Streptophyta; Magnoliopsida; Nymphaeales; Nymphaeaceae. The record is from RefSeq and is a predicted model, not a curated record. Gene Ontology annotation, biological process: vesicle-mediated transport. The transcript has 7 exons.